Molecule: messenger RNA, 1621 nt
Organism: Chondrus crispus (carragheen)
Lineage: Eukaryota; Rhodophyta; Florideophyceae; Gigartinales; Gigartinaceae
Product: GTP-binding proten HflX
Exons: 2
Coding region: 1-1443 (480 amino acids)
Cellular component (GO): cytoplasm
Molecular function (GO): GTP binding; ribosome binding
Source: RefSeq, a predicted model, not a curated record
AUGCUGGUCGGCGUGGACAUCACGCGCCGCUCCAAGGCGAAGGCGGACGGCCGCAUCUUCGGCAUCCACGAGUCGCUGGACGAGCUGGCCCGCCUGGCCGAGACCGCUGGAAUGCGCGUUGUCGGCGUCAUCACCCAGUCGCUGCAGGCCCCCAUGUCCAGCACCUACAUCGGCACAGGCAAGGUCCAGGAGGUCCGCCGAGAGAUGGAGGCCGAGGACUGCUGCACCUGUAUUUUCGACGUCGAGCUCAGCCCGGCACAGCAGCGCACGCUCGAGACCGAGUUUGGAGGCGAGGCGAAAGGCAUCAAGGUUCUUGACCGCACCGCACUCAUUUUGGAUAUCUUCGCCCAGCACGCCGCCACGAAGGAGGGACAGCUCCAGGUCGAAUUGGCCCUUUAUCAGUACAGGCUGCCCAGGCUCACGAGGAUGUGGACCCAUUUGGAGAGGCAGUCGGGGGCGGGCGGCGUCGGCCUCCGCGGCCCGGGAGAGACCCAGCUGGAGGUCGACAGACGCCUCAUCAAUACCAGAAUGAGCAAGCUCAAGCGCGACCUGGAGCUGGUCAGGGGGCAUCGCUCAAGGCAGAGGCUGGCGAGGAAGAUGAACGUCGGCUUGCCGGUCGUCGCAUUGAUCGGAUAUACCAACGCGGGGAAGAGCACCUUGUUGAACGCCCUAACAGGGUCCAACGCCCUGGCGGCGAAUGCCUUGUUUGCGACGCUGGAUCCGACCACGCGCCGUGCCAGUCUGGAAGGCUUGAAGCUUAGCCCGGAGAUAUUGCUCACAGACACCGUGGGCUUUGUGCAAAAUUUGCCCACGCAGCUUGUCGCCGCCUUCAGGGCCACGCUGGAGGAGGUGGUUGACGCGGAUGUCCUUGUGCAUGUCGUCGACGCUAGCCUGGAUAGGGAGGUCAUGCAGUGGCAAAUGACCGCCGUCGACCAGGUGCUGGAUCAGAUCGGAGCGAGUGGGAAGCCUACCGUUAUUGUGUUGAACAAGGCCGACCUUGUCAGUGAGGAGGAAGCUGGGGAGCUCUUCAGGGAGAUCGAGGAGCGGUGCGGGCUGAAUUGCGUGGCUGUUAGUGCUGCGACUGGAAAAGGUUUGGAGGAAGUUGGCGUGCUUGUCGAUGAGGUUUUGCGCGAGAUUUCGCUCAGCGUGGAGGCCGUUAUUCCGUACUCCAGAGGCGAUCUGACGUCUGCAGUAUAUUCCCAGGGAAGCAUUGAUGCAGAAGACUUCGUGGAAGAGGGGACACAUAUUAUGGCGCGCGUACCGCCUAGUCUCUGCAAUAAGUUGCGCCCGUAUUUCGUGACAAGCACCAUAGCGGAUGGGAACAAAGUGGAAGGACUUGAUACUGGAGACCAGAUAAUUGAAGCUGUUGGUGCUACGGACGAGGAACGGUGGUCGGACUUGGCCAAGAAGCGGCAUCAACCACGGGCCGAAAGUCAAGAGUAAGUGCUCCAGAUAUAGGGGUUGGUCGAUGUGCUUAGACCUUGUAUAAUUCCGUGGAGGGCUAUCGUAUUGGGGGAUUGUAACUGUUAAGGACCGUACAUAUAUCUUUACUGUAAAAACCGUUCUGAACUGGAUGGUCAGCACGCAGGAUGAUAAGGGGGUAGAGAUAAAUGCGGUGUGA